GCGCAGUAAUACGAUUGUUUUCCCAGACACCACUUCCGUGGUAUCGUCUAAUCCUGCACUGUCGUUAAAAUUCCUGACAUACAAAUCUUUGUUGAUAACGCCGACACAUACCGAAUGUGGACAUUUGAUGUGUUCUGUAAAAGACGAUCGCGAUCGUUUACAAGUUAAUGCGUUUUUCCGCGGCUGCAGCAUCACAACGCUGCACCGUAAAGCCGCCCUGGCAGCUGUACUUCCGUUGAUUCACCCCUGCACCGAGAUCCGUACAUUGACAGAUUCUGUCAAGCAUUCAGGGUUUGUGAGUGGCUAAUUAAGCAGGCUAUCUGCUGACUGACAUCUUUGUGAAAACAUACAUACAUUCAGGAUCUGCACUGGCAAGGGAAAGGUACUUAUCACCCGGGCGAUUUGAUGUAGUGCACAACAGCGGCUGUGGUUUUCUAUGGGGCACAAAUCAGUUUAUUGAUUGUGGGAGCUGUUAUUUAUCCUUAAUGUCACCGCUGUCGACGUUUACCAUAUAACGUGCCAUUGUUGGUCGGCUUUGAAUGGGCUUUUACUGGAUGGAUAAAAACUUCCAUCCGAUCGCAUUUACAGCGUCUUUUGAAUAUGUCCAGAUCGCAAAAUUCACAAAAAAGCCGGGUACGUGAAAUUCAGUGCACCGAUCAAAAACUGGGAAGUUGGAAUAUCAUGAUCGUUUCCUGUGCCGGCUGUUAUUAGCAUUGCCGGUUGUUUUUGAUGCGAUCGCUGUGAUCUUGUGCAAGCCGAAUUAUGCCGGUCUUAAAUUCACAGUCACUUCUCACUUGUAAAGGAACACGUGUACGACUGAUCCAGAGAUUUGACCAAUUAAUGCGAAUCUGAGUGUCGGUCGGAAGCGUGACUUUGUGAUCAUCUUGGUCUGUAAUUAUUUUUACAUGACAUUACCUGAAAAAUAGCUUUCGCUUAUAAUGCAGCAGACAUGCCGCCGAUAAUUUUGUUUAUUUGGGUGUUGUGUAUAUACGCAAAUAAUCCAGACGCGGCUGCAGUCACGGUGGAAAGGAGAUGUUCUUUUGAUGGGAAUGCUACCUGUUUUAUGUGGAAUUUUAAACAUAAUUUAUCCUUAUCUGUGGAUGUGCUUAACUUUGACGACCAGAUCUCAUCCGGUGUAAAGCAGAUUUCCGACGGACAUUUGUCGGCUCAAAAUCUCAAAACUGAAACAGGAAAAGUGUUGGUAGCAAAAUGUCCCACAUCCGAAUUCAUAGCACCGAUCAUGGUGGAAAGCGUAUUAAUAAAUUCCACAUCCAGCAGUUGCGCUUUCACGUUUGAUUUAAUUGUAUUUGAUCAUGGUUUACUGGAGACCUUCGAAGUAGUUCUCCGGAAAGCGCACCCCAGCCGGGAUCAAAUUUUGUGGUCAGUGGCCGAUGAAGCCAAGACUGUUGUCAACAAGUGGCAACAUUAUCGACUAGCGUUGGGAACCGUGACCGAAACCUAUCAGCUAAUUCUGGAGAUAAUGUGCGUCAAUACAUCUCCGAAUCUUUCACGUGCUAAACAGCAUGACUGGAAACCGCUGCUGGCGUUGGAUAAUUUGAGUUUCGAUUACUGUUUCCCAGAGCCCAUGCGCAAUAACUCGUGUGCGGAAGGCCAAAUCGCUUGUGUGCCGCUGCAGUCGUGCCUUGAUACUGAUGCCGUUUGUGAUUACAUUAAUGACUGUCCCAAUGCAUCCGAUGAAGCGAGCAUCUGCGAGUCAUUUCCACAGGGAAGCCGCUGCAAUUUUGAAUUAGAUUUUUGUCACUGGUAUCAGGCCGAUGCUAAAAACGGUCAUCCAGUAUGGGGACGGGAAGAAGCCGGAAAUAGCACGCUUCUGGGGUUUGUUGGCUACGAAAAUUUGGUCGACCAUACAACUGGAACCCGCCGUGGUCGCUUCCUUUAUCUGCAUAUUUUUCCCACUCAUCAACAGGAAGCCAUAUCCGAAUUUCGAAGUCCGGUCUUCCCGGCAUUUCCUCAAGGAUACAAUGAUUCAAGAAAUUCUUGCAAGGUUCGAUUUUAUUACAUGGCCACCGGUGUGAUGGACAACGGAAUUUUUUUAACAGUGAAUUAUUUCAAAUCGUCAUCACUACAGCAUGAAAUAGUAUGGAAGUAUCGUUCUCGCAAUGUUCCUCGGAGCGGCUGGAUUCGCGCUAAUGUUCCACUGCGCAAUUUGCAUUCUCCAUAUUUUCUACGAUUUUGGGGCAUACCUGGACAAAGAACCGGCAACUUUCUAAUUGACGACAUUUCGCUCAGCUCACCUUGCUUUUCAGCUGACGCACAAGAGAAAACACCCAUGGGAAAUAAUAACGACGACCCCUUUGACCUACAUUUCGAGACAUCGUUUACGAUCACAACGUGUGGACGAAGUGGCCCGCGUGGACCAGGAUUACAUGACUGCACUGGUCAAUACGCUGCAUUAAACCAACCAAUAGAUUUUGUCCCGUCAGAUAACACUCAUAACAGUACCACGGGGGUUCAACGCUGGCGAGUUCCCAUCACGAGCAUAUACAAUAUCUCGGCUGCUGGAGCUAACGGAGGCGGCCACAAUGGAUGUCCCGCUAAUACAGCAUCCUCAUUGAUUUCUUUACGAACUGGAGAAGAGUUGUUGUUUCUGGUCGGACAAGAAGGAGAAUCAUGCACGGCAAAAAUUUCGUCGAAUCGCUCUCUGUGUCGCACAGGUGGCGGAGGCGGUGGCACCUUAGUUUUUAAAUUGGAUGAAGGAACUGGACACGCGAUACCUCUGAUAGCAGCCGGCGGUGGAGGUGGGAGUAGCUCGGUGGAAACAGAACGGAAAUGCGUAGGGCGAACGGUCCAAAUACGAUCAGCAGAUCUGAACGUGGCAGCCGCAACAAUGCUUCCCGGUCAGGGAGGAAGUGUGGUCAGAUUGUUUGGUAACCAGUCCGAAAUCAAAGGACUUCGCGUGGAAGGUGCCACCGGAAGCCGGUACUGCGCAGAAGCGCACCUUGUGAUGGCUGCCGGUGGUUACGGAGGAGGCGGCGCGGGAUGUGAGUCUUUCGGUGGAGGAGGAGGCGGCUACGAAGGUGGACGACCUGGAACCGAUCACGAACCAGCAGAAGCAGGAACGUCCGCCGUUAACCUUGAUUAUGCAUUAGCGUUCAGUUUCUGGCCAUCAAGCGACUCUCUGGGUGGACGGGUUACAAUAACUAUGGUUUGCAAUUGCUCCGUUCCUUGCCGCAUUCGCAAGGGAUCAGCCGAACUAUACUGCCCGAUGCAUAAUGAGGGCUCGCAGAACUCACUGUCACAAACGGAUUCGCUAAUCCUCUUAAUUGUCCUGGGAGUAUUAUUUUUCGUAGGAACUGUGAUUGGGACUUCAGUUUGCUUGUAUUUUGGACUUCGAAAGAGCUCGGCCAAGCGCAUCCAUCGGAAAUCUCGGAUUUGGUCAUGUGUGUCUGGUUCACCGGAAGUUAAUGCAGAUCCGACCCUUCUGCAACGACUGAAUAAUCAUAAUAAUAUUGAGCUUAAUCAGUUGUAUGGAAUUAAUGCCGUACAUGGAUAUGGUGACCUUAAGGAAAUACCGAAAAAGACCAUUCAGCUCAAGCAAUCGAUCGGACAAGGUGCCUUUGGAAUUGUCUAUCAAGGACUGAUGAAAACCGAUACCGGACUAAUAUCCGUGGCUGUGAAAUCGUUGCCAACACAUGCAAACCCAGAUGCCGAAACGGACUUCGCGGCUGAAGCGCUGAUCGUCAGUCGUUUCCAUCAUCCCAACAUUGUCCAAUGUUUCGGCGUCAGCUUUGCUCAAAACCCGAAGUACAUCAUCCUGGAAUUGUUGUCUGGAGGAGAUGUGCGCUCAUUCCUCCGCAGUUAUCGAAAUUCAAAAACUUGUACAGUUACUAUGUUGGAACUAUUGGAAAUUUCUGCCGACAUUGCCAAAGGUUGCCAAUACUUGGAGCAACAUCAUUUUGUGCAUAGGGAUAUAGCAGCAAGGAAUUGUCUGCUGACAACAACCGAGCGCAGUCGAGUAGCAAAGGUUGCCGAUUUCGGAAUGGCAAGAGAUGUCAUCAGAUCUGAAUACUAUCGCAGAAACACUCAGCUGCUUCUGCCGAUUAAAUGGAUGCCACCGGAAGCGGUGGACGAAGGAAUUUUCAGUUCGAAAUCCGACAUUUGGGGAUUCGGGGUGCUGCUCUGGGAGGUAUUUUCUCUGGGAUGUUCGCCGUAUUCAUCUAUGAAUAACGCUGAAGUGGUCAGCUACAUACGAGCGGGAGGACGGCUAAACCUACCAAGUAGCCACUGUCCCCCUGAAAUAUACGAUCUUAUGCAGGAUUGCUGGCACAAAAAUCCUGCAGAUAGGAAAAGCUUUUCUUCCAUUAUCCGUAGUUUAUUGGGAUUUAUGGGAUUGACAAGCGUGAUCUCCGCUCCAGUGCCGGAUGUAGAUGCUCCGCCGCUUCCGUUGCUUGAAAUAAAUUCAAGCAAAAUGCCCGUCACGGACAAUCCCUUAUGUCUUUCAUCUACUCGUAGUAUUUCCCUGGACCGUAACAGCCAUGAUACUGACUGGCACAGCGGAACAAAAUUGCUACCAAAUCAGUCAAGCUAAGGCGUCGACUCUCCCAACGCUUAAUUGAGCGUGUUUGGUGGCGCAGUAGGAUUUCCAUAGAAGCCGCUGGGAUGUUUACAUAUGCAGAUUUACUAAUAAUCAGUGCAAAUGUGUGGUUUUAAAGAAACCCUUUUUUUCUGCUGUUGACAUUGCCAUCCUACUGGGUGUCAGGACAGUGUCUGAGAAAUAGAAUGCACUGUACAGUUGGAAAACAGUUUGGUAUCCGAAAUGAAAACC
Molecule: messenger RNA, 4786 nt
Organism: Paramacrobiotus metropolitanus
Lineage: Eukaryota; Metazoa; Tardigrada; Eutardigrada; Parachela; Macrobiotidae
Product: ALK tyrosine kinase receptor-like
Exons: 29
Coding region: 950-4549 (1199 amino acids)
Biological process (GO): cell surface receptor protein tyrosine kinase signaling pathway; regulation of neuron differentiation; multicellular organism development
Cellular component (GO): signaling receptor complex; membrane
Molecular function (GO): protein binding; ATP binding; transmembrane receptor protein tyrosine kinase activity
Source: RefSeq, a predicted model, not a curated record